Limanda limanda (common dab) is the source of this 741-nucleotide messenger RNA. RefSeq names its product tripartite motif-containing protein 16-like protein. NCBI's taxonomy places the organism in Eukaryota, Metazoa, Chordata, Actinopteri, Pleuronectiformes, Pleuronectidae. Gene Ontology annotation, molecular function: protein binding. The record is from RefSeq and is a predicted model, not a curated record. The annotation marks the transcript as partial. The transcript is spliced from 2 exons.
UUACUGCGACAACCAGAGAUCAGAGCUGUCUUCUUAAAAUAUUCACAGGAAAUCACAAUGGAUCCAAACACAGCACACAGACGUCUGUUAUUAUCUGAGGGAAACAGAAAAGUAACAUGUUUGAGAGAAGAUCAGUCUUAUUCUAAUCACCCAGACAGAUUCACUGUUUGGCGUCAGGUCCUGAGUAGAGAGAGUCUGACUGGACGUUGUUACUGGGAGGUGGAGGUGGCGGAGGGAGUUGAUGUAGCAGUCGCAUACAAGAAUAUCAGCAGAGCAGGAGGCUCAUGUGAAUCUGAAUUUGGAUACAAUGAUAAAUCUUGGUCAUUAUAUUGUAGUAGAAACAGUUAUACCUUUUAUUACAACAGCAUCAGGACUCGAGUGUCAGGUCGUCUGCCCUCCAGAAUAGGAGUGUACCUGGAUCACAGUGCAGGUGUUCUGUCCUUCUACAGAGUCUCUGACACCAUGACUCUCCUCCACAGAAUCCAGACCACGUUCACUCAGCCGCUUUAUGCUGGAGUUUGGGUUUAUACUGGAUCCACAGCUGAGUUCUCCCUGACAGCAGCGGUACAUGGCCUCAGCUUCUCACUUUUGAGGUCGCGUUUGAAACCCAACACUGGCACCAGGAGUCACCUUCCAGGCAUGGCUCACAUGCCCAACGCCAUCCCCAUGCCCCAAAGUCACAAGACUCAGGUGGCAGAGGAGGUCGGGAUCGAAGGCAAACCUGUUGCGACCCGGAGAUGA